This is a messenger RNA of Canariomyces notabilis, 2409 nucleotides long. RefSeq lists its product as uncharacterized. NCBI's taxonomy places the organism in Eukaryota, Fungi, Ascomycota, Sordariomycetes, Sordariales, Chaetomiaceae. Gene Ontology annotation, molecular function: zinc ion binding; ubiquitin conjugating enzyme binding; ubiquitin protein ligase activity. Gene Ontology annotation, cellular component: cytoplasm; ubiquitin ligase complex. Bases 1 to 2409 code for a protein of 802 amino acids. The transcript is spliced from 2 exons. Gene Ontology annotation, biological process: ubiquitin-dependent protein catabolic process; protein polyubiquitination; positive regulation of proteasomal ubiquitin-dependent protein catabolic process. The record is from RefSeq and is a predicted model, not a curated record.
AUGGCUACGACCACAAUCCUCCGGACCCUGACGGACCCAACAACCACAAUCACGGUCCCAGGCGGGCCUAGUUUCCAGCGGAUAGAAGCACAAAAGACGGCGCUGCCAGCAGCUACACUGACAAGUCCAACCUUGCCAAGCAACAGCAACAGCAACAGCAAGAUAGACAUCCAUGUCCCAUACCCACCGUUAGAGCACCACGACGAAACUUCCUCCCAGCAAACUCUUCAAAGUCGGGCAAAUCAAGCCGCAGAGGUGGAAGCCAGUCAUGAAGAAGUGGAGGAGGAGGACCCUGAAGAACUAGACCUAUCGACCUACCCUCCUCCUGAAGCAGUCCUUACCCCACUUCCCGAUUCAACACCAGAGACCAUCAGGGACAUAGUUGAAUCUGCCCUGGAGAAUGUUACACAGCAAAUACGGCUCGAAAAGCAGAGGGCAGAGGAGGAAGCGCGGCUCCGAGCCGAGAUAGAAUGGAAUCGGGAGAGAGAGCGGGAGGCUGAUGCCCUGAGACAGGCGGAAGCGGAGGCAGAGGCACGGGACGCAAAGGGGAAAGGGGUCAGCAGGGCUAGUACAGAGAAUCACCCUUCAACAAUACCCAAUAUCAAAGUCACUCCUAUCGAAUCCGGACAUGGCGGAGGGCCUACGAUCAAAUUCCCCUCAGGAGGACGCUCCCGGUUCGGGCUGCGACGCAUGUUUCACAGGAAGGGGGAGUCGAAGGGCGAGACCAGCAUGGCCGCGGCAUCAAGGGACCAAAGCGCAUCAUCAAGGGCGGCACAAAAGGAUGAAGAAGCGCCCAGUGUUUUCACACAGUUCAUCUACAAGCAUAUCCAUCCGAAGCUGGGAAUCUCCACUUCAGACUCCGGAUCAGACGAGUUGACGUGCGUCUCCUGCUUCGAGGACCUCACACCCAAAGAGGGCGUCAAGACCGUCUGUCACACAUACUGCAAGGACUGCUUUCAGAUGCUCAUCCAGACGGCCAUCGAGAACCAGGCGCAAUGGCCGCCCAAAUGCUGCCUCAACCCGGUACCCUACCGGACCAUCACCAAGCACGUCAACCGCGACCUUUUGAGGCGGUACAGAGACACGUACGAGGAAAUGUCCAUCCCGGCCGAGAACCGCAUUUACUGCAGCUCCCCCGACUGCGGCGAAUGGAUCCGCAGCGUCAACCGCGACAGGCAGACGGCCGUGUGCAAAAAGGGGCACGCCAUGUGCGUCAUGUGCCGGCAGCCGCCGCAUGAGACGGACGGCGGCGAGUGCCCCCGGGACACGGGCCGGCAACUGGUGGAGCGUCUCGCCGAGGAGGAGGGUUGGCGCCGUUGCAUCGACUGCGGCAUCCUGGUCGAGCACCGCGAGGCCUGCCAGCACAUGACAUGCCGGUGCGGCGCCGAGUUCUGCUACGUGUGCGGCGCCCGCUGGCGCAGUUGCCACUGCUCCAUGGACGAGCUCGCAGACAUCAAGCGCCGUGCCGCCGAGCGUCGCGCCGCCCGCCAGGCCACCAAGGUCUCAGAGGAUGAAUGGCUGCAGAACGCCCUGCGGCUGAUUGAGGAGUACGAGCGCGAAGAGGAGCGCAAGGCGGAGGAGGCCAGGGCGGCGGCCGUCGCGCGCCGCGAGGAGAGACGCCGUCGGCGGGCCGCGGAGCGCGCUCGUCGCGAGGAGGCCCGGCUCGUCGAGCUCGAGGCCAAGUACGAUGGCCUGCUGGACGUGCUGGUGGAGAUUGAGAACACGCAGCGGGCGGUCCUGCUGAGCGCGCACGAAAAGGACCUGCGGCGUUGCCAGAGCCGAAACGACGGGGAGCGAAACAGCCUCGCAUCGCAACAGGACCACGAGCGUGCGCAGCUGCGGGUGUCGACGGUGGAGCAGAUCCGGCGCUGCGAGGAGGACCUGCAACGCGAAUACCGCGCCCGCCUGGCCUGGGAGAAGCAGCUCGAGGCCGACUACCGGCAAGCUCUGAACGCCGCCUGCGACAACAAGGCUGGCGGUGAGCAGGUUGCCCGCGAGGCGAUGCGCGCGUACAUGGCCAAGAACGACGAGCGCAUGCGCAUGUGGUGCAGGUGGCGCGACAACGAGCUACAGAGGAUGCGCUACGCGGUCGAGGAGGAGCUGGCCGUCCGGGAGGAGCUGAUGGAGACCAUGCGGCAGCGCCAGGGCGAGAGGCUGGCGGCGCGCGAGAGGGAGCUGAAGAGGACCCACACGGCAGAGGACAAGUGGUUUGAGCUGGUGGUUGCGGAGCGAAAGCGGCUGCUGGCUGAGCUCGAGCUGGUCGAGAGGGAGAAUGGCGGCGACAAUGAGGAGGAAAGCGUGGCGAGUGGGACUGACGAUGAUGAGAUUGAGAACAACCGUCUCGCUGAAGAUGACGAGGGUGACGGAUCAGCGCACUUGGACGCCCCUGGGAGCUGGCCGCUGUCUUGA